UAGGCCGGUUGUUUUUCACAAGGCCAAACCUGACUUAGCCAGCGAACCAGGACAUGGGCUUACAGGCAGCUUGAGGAAAAUAUGAUGUGAGAGCUUUUAUGGCAGAGGAAGUCAGGUAGCCAUUGGAGUCACUUUUGAAGACUAGGCAUUUCAUCAUAUAGGAAUUGUUGCCAGGGAUAUAACUCAAAAUGGCCGCCCAGAAGCGAGCAUCGGAUGAGUCCAUCUAUCGUAUCCCUCCAUAUUACUACCUCCAUGUCCUCGACCAGAACACGAAUGUGACUACCGUCGAGACUGGGCCAAAGACAUACAUCCGCCAGGAUAAUGAGAGGGUGGUGUUUGGCCCGGAUAAGAUGAUCACAGUGCCUCCCCGGCACUACUGUGUCAUCGAGAACCCUGUGGUCAAAGACAAGGAGAACAAGCCAGUGACCGACCCCAGCGGUCAAGCCAAACUCGCUCACGCUGACCAAGAGAUCAGGCUUGCCCAGGAGCCCUUCCCUCUCUACCCUGGCGAGCUUUUGAAAUUGGCUGUGACACCUCUGAAAGUAGUAGUCGCUAAUGCAGCGCUAAGACUGCGAGCUAUUCUAGACUUUGAGGACGAGUCCGGCGAGAAGCGGGUAGCAGGGGAUGAGUGGCUGUUUGAAGGACCAGGAACUUACAUUCCUCGUAAGGAAGUUAUAGUGGAGGAAACGAUCAGAGCGACUGUCAUCAAGCCUAACCAGGCCAUUCGUCUGCGGGCGCGCAAAGAGUGCGUGGACAGGGAGGGUGACUCCAGGGUGACAGGUGAAGAGUGGCUUGUUAAGAAGACAGGUGCUUACUUACCUGGGGCCUAUGAGGAGGUGGUCGAUGUUGUGAAUGCCUAUGUGCUCACAGAAAAGAAAGCUCUUCACGUUCGAGCUUUACGGACAUUUAAGGAUGAUUUUGGAACCACGCGAAAGAGUGGAGAGGAAUGGCUGAUCACAUUCAAGGACUCCGAAACCCACAUUCCUCAAGUCUAUGAAGAGGUGGUGGGUGUUGUGAACAUCACAACCCUGAGUAACCGUCAGUAUUGUGUUAUCCUGGACCCCGUGGACGACCUUGGAAGGCCUCAGCUCGGACGCAAGAAGCUCGUUAAGGGAGAAACUUCCUUCUUCUUGAUGCCUGGAGAGAAACUGGAGAAGGGCAUCCAGAAUGUGUUCAUAUUGGGAGAAGAUGAAGGACUGAUCAUCAAGGCUAACGAGAGCUUCAAGGAAAAGGAAUCGACAACAGAACGUAAGCCUGGUGACCGCUGGAUGAUCAGAGGACCUCAGGAAUAUGUCCCUCCUGUCGAGGUUGAUGUUGUCAUGAAGAGAACUGCCAUUCCAUUGGACGAGAACGAGGGAAUUUACAUCAGAAAUAUCAAGAAUGGAAAGGUCCGAGCUAUUACCGGCGAAACCUACAUGCUCAACCAGGAUGAGGAAUUGUGGGAAAAAGAUCUGCCACCUGUCGUAGAAAACCUCUUGAUGCAAGGUCGCGACCCUGUAGCGGACAGGAGUGAUAGAAAACCGCAGCAGCAGGAAGGUACCAUGAAACGCGACAAGACCAGGGUCGUGACCUUCAGGGUGCCUCACAAUGCUGCUGUACAGAUUUAUGAUUACAAGGCAAAGAAAGCCAGGGUAGUUUUUGGACCUGAGCUGGUGAUGUUGCGUCCGGAUGAACAGUUCACCCAGCUAAGUCUGUCAGGAGGGAAGCCCAAAAAGCCUAAUGUCAUCAAAUCCCUGUGCCUGUUGCUGGGACCAGAUUUCUGUACAGACAUCAUCACCGUGGAGACUGCUGACCAUGCUCGGUUACAACUUCAGCUUUCCUACAACUGGCAUUUUGAAGUUCAGGAGAAAACAGAUGAAAUUGCUGCUAAGAUCUUCAGUGUGCCAGACUUCGUAGGUGACGCGUGUAAAGCAAUUGCGUCCCGGGUCAGAGGUGCAGUGGCACAGGUGCAAUUUGACGAUUUCCACAAGAAUUCAGCCAAGAUCAUCCGAUCCUCGGUGUUUGGCUUUGACGAUAAGCAGAAGGUCCGUGACAGAUUUCAGUUCAUGCAGAACAACCUGGUGAUCACCAGUAUAGACAUCCAAUCAGUGGAGCCUGUGGACCAGCGGACGCGCGACUCACUGCAGAAGUCUGUACAACUGGCCAUAGAGAUCACGACAAAUUCCCAGGAGGCCGCAGCAAGGCAUGAGGCUGAGCGACUGGAGCAAGAGGCCAAAGGUCGUCUGGAGAGACAGAAGAUUAACGACGAGGCAGAAGCAGAGAAAUCCCGUCGCGAGCUGCUGGAGCUGCAGGCGCAGAGUGCAGCCGUGGAGAGCACAGGGCAGGCUAAGGCUGAAGCUCAGUCCCGCGCUGAAUCUGCCAGGAUUGAAGGAGAGGCUGCAGUAGAUCAAGCUAAGCUCAAGGCCACAGCCUGUAAAAUUGAAGCUGAAUCAGAGCUGGAAAGAUUGACACGAGCCAGAGAGGCCGAGACAAAGUACCUGAAGGAACAGAACGAUCUUGAGCUGGAAAAGGCUAGGGAAAUGGCCGACAUCGAGACCGGCAAGUUCAAGGACAUCGUGACCUCUAUUGGUGCCGACACAAUUCGUGCCAUCGCAGUCUCCGGGCCUGAGAUGCAGGUGAAGAUGCUUGGUGCACUCGGACUUAAGUCCACGCUCAUUACUGAUGGCAGCAGCCCCAUUAACCUAUUCAACACUGCCCAGGGGCUGAUUGGGGGCAUGGUGCCCAGCCGACGUAGGGCAGAUGAAUCUGACAUUGAUGAGUAAAACAAGACUCCCCCUACCUUGCAUGCAUUUCUUAAACUCGUUGUUCCUAAA
Liolophura sinensis is the source of this 2813-nucleotide messenger RNA. Its product is annotated as major vault protein-like. Gene Ontology annotation, cellular component: cytoplasm; nucleus. The transcript is spliced from 15 exons. Bases 189 to 2762 code for a protein of 857 amino acids. NCBI's taxonomy places the organism in Eukaryota, Metazoa, Mollusca, Polyplacophora, Chitonida, Chitonidae. The record is from RefSeq and is a predicted model, not a curated record.